CACAGUUAAACAAAUUUAUCAUGAGUUUUGUUGACAUUAGCUCGAGUUUUCGUCUUUAACGUAGCUAUUGGCAGAUGGCUAACUUUAAAGAAAAUCUAUAAUUGUCAAUUGUUUUGGGGAUAUUAGUUAUACUAGAAAAUAAUAUUAUGUCGUCUGAAAAAAUCGAUAUCAUCGCUAAAAUCGAGUUAAUUGAACCUACAACCGGGAAACUAAUUUUCGAGCACAAAACUGAAUUAAUUUUCUGCCAACCACAUUUAAUAGCUUUAAAAUCGCUAUCAUUAGACCAUUUGGAGGAAAUGCAACGUAAAAUAUCGCGACAAUUACAAGAGAAACUCAUUCAUGACCCUAGCGUAAAUAGCAUUCACAAACGUGUCUAAAG
Molecule: messenger RNA, 379 nt
Organism: Bactrocera neohumeralis
Lineage: Eukaryota; Metazoa; Arthropoda; Insecta; Diptera; Tephritidae
Gene: BBIP1
Exons: 1
Coding region: 147-377 (76 amino acids)
Biological process (GO): receptor localization to non-motile cilium; cilium assembly
Cellular component (GO): BBSome
Source: RefSeq, a predicted model, not a curated record